Messenger RNA from Saxophila tyrrhenica, 1374 nucleotides. RefSeq lists its product as uncharacterized. Lineage: Eukaryota; Fungi; Ascomycota; Dothideomycetes; Mycosphaerellales; Extremaceae. The record is from RefSeq and is a predicted model, not a curated record. The transcript has 2 exons. The coding region runs from base 1 to 1374 and encodes 457 amino acids. Gene Ontology annotation, biological process: regulation of exit from mitosis; maintenance of rDNA.
AUGCCACGACUCGUCCGCCGACGCCCGCUCCUCGAACGCUUGCGUGACCACCUCGAUCCAUGGGACGUCCUUUUGCAGCUCGCCGAAUGGGCCAACGACGACACGAUAAAUGAGUGGCUCCAGACGUGGGCGCUGCAGAUAGGAGUUGGGCUGAAUGUGCUGUUCAUCAUCGCAAAGCUGGCUGCGAAACCGAGCUUGAGGAGUGCAAGAGAUGAUGUUUUUGGGGAUAGUGAAAGUAGAGGUGGACCUGGGUGGUUUGGGUGGUUGGCUGCAUUCUUGGUGCCACUUCUUACGGGCCUCUGCAUCGCGAAUACGGUCUUCACCUUCUACCGCAAACGACAUUACCGCCUCUUUGAACAGCCGGUCGAAGAGUCUCCGGCAACCCCAUCAGCCCGUCUAGUCCGCGUCGACAGCUCGCCCAUGUCCUCUUCACCCUUACGAUACCUUCAACAGGCGCUCUCUGAGGCCACCUCCGGCGCGAAAGCACACGUUGACCCUGAGCGCGAAGUCUGGGAGGUCAGCAUGUGGGACCCUCAGCCCUUCAACCUCACUCUCUUCACGCUGUUCUCACCAGGCCAUCUGGCUUUCUACUAUGCCAUGCUUCCACCAGCGGCCCUAGAUCCAAACCCCUCGGUCAAGGUUGCAAUGGCAUUCAUCUUUGGUGUGAUGCUGUCCGUCCAGCUAGGCGCUCUUCGGACAUUCUUCAGCCAGCAGUCAAAGGAUGCGGUUCUGGUCCAUGGAGAAGUCAUGAACGAGUACGACACGAAGUUCGUCCGGCCGAACCUCAACCGGCCAGUGCGAGAUGUAGGGGUACAGACGCGUGAGAGCGCUCUGACGCCACGUGGUACCAAGACUCGAGAGGUGGACGUCUAUACACCAACCACCAUCAUCAAACGCGGCUUCAGGACCAAUCCAAACCCCAACUACGCACGUCAGUACGACCCCGACAACCUAUCGGCAGAAAUGUCGAGCUCGAGACGGACUUCAGACGUCGGCGUGGGUAACCAGCUCAGCAACGUCUCCACUCCUCCUCUUCCCACACCAAGCAACGCCUACGCGCGCACCAAUGGCUACACCAACUCAGCGUACUCCCGCCCAAGUACAUCGGGCCAAGACUUCUCAUCGCCUCUAAAACCCCACCACGAGCGUCUUCGCGAGCGGACACCCAUCCGAGGUGACGGAGGAAGCCUAGGCGUCUACAGCCAUGCAGCAAGCCCUCUGCGUAAAGCGGCGAGUAGCAACCAUCUGGCGUCGCGGGAGAGCAGCACGCAGACGGGCCGACCGACCAGUCCUCUGAAACGCACAAGUACUCCGGGGAUCAACGGUAGUUUAGCUGGUGCAAGCGCACGCAGGCGGGAGACGGGGCGAUUCUAG